Messenger RNA from Zalophus californianus (California sea lion), 5175 nucleotides. RefSeq names its product centrosomal protein 120 (gene CEP120). Gene Ontology annotation, biological process: positive regulation of centriole elongation; centrosome cycle; interkinetic nuclear migration. Lineage: Eukaryota; Metazoa; Chordata; Mammalia; Carnivora; Otariidae. Bases 320 to 3286 code for a protein of 988 amino acids. The transcript is spliced from 20 exons. Gene Ontology annotation, cellular component: centriole; centrosome. The record is from RefSeq and is a predicted model, not a curated record.
CGCAGGCGGCAAAAGGUCCUCCGGCGGCGGGCUCGCCUCUCCCUGCGGACGGGCCGGGCGGCCCAACGGCCGCGCGGUCUUUGCCUUUGCCUUGAGUCGGGGCAGGGCUAGGGCUGGGCUGGCGGCCCGGGGCCAGGGAGUUCGGUGUGGUGCCGGCGGCCGCAGGCCCGGGCCGCGCAGCGGGGUCCCGGCGUCGGGAGCCGUGGGCGGGCGGUGGGAGCCCCGCCGGGAGCCCUGCUGGUGGUCGCGGGACUGCCGCAUCUCACUCGGGUCCCUCUUCCCCCAAGCAGACCCCGCCUGCGGGCCGCCCAGCGCGACCAUGGUCUCCAAGUCCGACCAACUGCUCAUCGUCGUGUCCAUCCUAGAAGGUCGCCAUUUUCCCAAGCGUCCAAAGCAUAUGCUUGUAGUAGAAGCAAAGUUUGAUGGAGAACAGUUGGCUACUGACCCUGUGGACCAUACCGACCAGCCAGAAUUUGCUACCGAGUUAGCCUGGGAGAUCGACAGGAAAGCCCUCCAUCAGCACAGGUUGCAGCGUACUCCAAUCAAACUGCAGUGUUUUGCCUUGGAUCCUGUAUCUUCAGCCAAGGAAACUAUAGGUUACAUUGUUCUAGACUUAAGAACUGCUCAAGAAACAAAGCAGGCUCCAAAAUGGUACCAGCUGUUGAGUAAUAAAUACACCAAGUUCAAGGCUGAGAUACAGAUAAGCAUUGCUUUGGAAACAGAUACAAAGGCCCCAGUGGAUAGUUUUAAAGCCAAAGGAGCCCCCCCUCGAGAUGGAAAAGUAGCUGCCAGCCUAUCUGGACUUGACCCCAAGGACAUUGUGGCAGUCCUGAAUGAGGAAGGAGGCUACCAUCAGAUCGGACCAGCAGAGUAUUGCACUGACUCCUUCAUCAUGUCGGUGACCAUAGCGUUUGCCACCCAGCUGGAGCAGUUAAUUCCAUGUACUAUGAAACUUCCAGAAAGACAGCCUGAGUUUUUCUUUUACUAUUCUUUGCUGGGAAACGAUGUUACAAAUGAACCCUUCAAUGAUUUAAUCAACCCAAACUUUGAGCCAGAGAGAGCGUCUGUUCGAAUACGUAGCAGCAUAGAAAUUCUUCGUGUUUACCUGGCUCUUCAGUCUAAACUACAGAUCCAUCUUUGCUGUGGAGACCAGUCACUUGGAAGUACAGAAGUACCCUUAACUGGACUACUGAAAAAGGGGAGUACAGAAAUCAACCAGCGCCCUGUCACAGUUGAGGGUGCUUUUAUUCUCGACCCUCCAAACCGAGCCAAACAAAAGCUUGCACCUAUUCCUGUGGAGCUGGCCCCCACUGUUGGUGUGUCUGUGGCUCUGCAGAGAGAAGGCAUAGACGCCCAGUCUUUAAUUGAAUUAAAGACCCAGAAUGAACAUGAGCUACAGCAUUCAAAGAAGCGAGUUUUAACUCCUAUAAAAGAGAAGACACUCACUGGGCCAAAGUCACCAAGCAUGUCCCCUGUUCCACCUCAAAACCCAUCACCUUCCACGAAAGAUGAUGUAACAGGAAGUGAAGUGGAAAGCUUGCAAUAUGAUAAGGACACAAAACCAAAUCCAAAGGCCAUCAGUUCUUCUGCACCUGCCUCGGCGGUCCAGCCAGUGCCCGCAUCCCACGCUUCAGAAACAGCCUCCGGACAGAAGAUUGCUGUGCCAGCGACAUCACAUCAUUUUUGCUUUUCAAUAGACUUAAGGAGUAUCCAUGAUUUGGAAGUUGGUUUUCCAAUCAACUGUAUAUUAAGGUACUCCUAUCCAUUCUUUGGUAGUGCGGCUCCUAUUAUGACUAAUCCUCCUGUAGAAGUUCGCAAAAACAUGGAAGUUUUUCUUCCGCAGUCUUACUGUGCAUUUGAUUUUGCAACUCUGCCUCAUCAGCUGCAAGAUACCUUCUUAAGGAUUCCAUUGCUGGUUGAAUUAUGGCACAAGGAUAAAAUGAGUAAAGAUUUACUUCUGGGAAUCGCCAGAAUCCAGCUUUCUAACGUCUUGUCUUCGGAAAAAACUCGCUUUUUAGGUUCCGGUGGUGAACAGUGUUGGCGUCAAACUUACAGUGCAUGUGUGCCUUUCAUAACCGCACAGGGGUCAAACAACAGGAUAAUGGAUCUUUCUUAUACAGUAACUCUAGAAGAUUAUGGACUAGUAAAAAUGCGUGAGAUUCUUGUCUCUGAUUCAUCUCAGGGUUUAGCUGCUGUGCAACAGAAGCCAUCUUCCGUUCCUCCAGCACCCUGUCCUUCAGAAGUCCAGACAGAGCCUCGAGAAACCUUAGAGUACAAAGCAGCCCUGGAGCUAGAAAUGUGGAAAGAGAUGCAAGAAGACAUUUUUGAAAAUCAGCUAAAGCAGAAGGAAUUGGCUCAUAUGCAGGCUCUGGCAGAGGAAUGGAAGAAAAGAGACCGAGAGAGAGAAUCGCUUGUGAAGAAAAAGGUGGCUGAAUAUACUGUUCUAGAAGGAAAACUUCAAAAAACCCUAAUUGACUUAGAGAAGCGAGAGCAACAGCUUGUCCUUGCAGAGUCAGAGGUUCAAAGAGAGAGAAAGGAACUGAAAUUAGAACGUGAACGGAACCUGCAAGAACGUCAGGACUCUAUCCGGAGGGCCAGAGAGGAUUGUGUUCAUCAGGUCGAACUAGAAAGGUUGAAGAUGAGACAGCUAGACGAGGACAAACUCCGACUGCAGCAGCAGCUUACUGAUGCUGAAAAUAAGUAUAAGAUUUUGGAAAAAGAGUUUGUUCAGUUCAAGGAUCAGCAAAGCAACAAACCAGAAAUCCGGCUACAGUCUGAAAUAAAUCUCCUCACCUUAGAAAAGGUUGAACUUGAAAGGAAGUUGGAAUCUGCAACUAAGUCUAAACUGCAUUACAAGCAGCAGUGGGGACGAGCUUUGAAAGAACUUGCCAGACUUAAACAGCGGGAACAAGAAAGUCAGAUGGCUCGUCUUAAAAAACAGCAAGAAGAACUGGAACAGAUGAGGCUCCGUUACCUGGCUGCUGAGGAAAAAGAUACGGUGAAGACUGAGAGACAAGAAUUGUUGGAUAUCAGAAAUGAAUUAAACAGGUUACGGCAACAAGAACAGAAACAGGACCAGGAUUCCAGAGAGACUGCGAGCGGAAAGAUGGACAGCCCGCGCGGCAAUACCCUGGAAGGAGGUUUGGAUGAUUAUUUGACUCGACUCCUGGAGGAAAGGGACACUUUGAUGAGGACGGGUGUGUACAGUCACGAGGAUCGGAUAGUAAGUGACCUGGACCGACAGAUCAGGGAGGUCCUGGCAAAAAACAGUGCCAGUAAUGAGUAACGUUUGGAAAAUCUUUACGGAGACUCCAGGCCCAAAUUUUAAUUUCAUUGUAAACGCCUUGAAAGAAGGGAAAGUGGAUGUUUUAAAACCAAUUUUCAAUUUUUUAUAAGCAAAAUUUUGUAUGUUACUGUACAGUAUUUAUUUGAUUUUAUUUACCUUAUGCUACCUCUCCCACUCUGGUUUUACUUGUAAUUGCAUUUUAUAUACUCAUUUUAGGUGACUUUUCAGUGUUUCUCAUAAUUUAUAGUUCCACAGCUAACUUUCACAACAGCUUUUCACGAGAUGUGUCCUUAGAGAAAUGACUGCAGUAAUUUCCAGUUGUAUAAUUUUUCAUGUUGAGCCAAAAGAGUGUGUGUUGCACUUUAAAAAUGCUGCGUCCUAUUCAUUUGACUACAGCUAUAUCUCGAAAGUUGAGGCCAAUUGUAAACAAUUUUAUUUAACUUACUUUAGACAGCCCGUGUUUUUAACUUGUAACAUUUGCAAGUGACAAGUUUGAAAACAGAAAGCAAGAUCAAGGCAGAGAAGCGCUAGGCUCUACUGAAUGACAAACUAGGCAUUUAUUUAAAUAAAGUUAAUACAGAAUAAACUUGUUUCAACACCCUUUGAAUUUCCAAAUUUUCACCGUGCUCCUAACUUUCAGGAAGAUGAAAGUCGCAAGUUUAAAAAGGAGCUCAUCUGCCCACUAGUGCCCAAGAUUGUAUUGUUUUGUUUCCUUGAAAAAGAGGGAUUUUUUCAUUUUUUAUUUUCCCGUAACAGUAAUGCUAGUUCUUAACCCAAAACCUCUGUAAUGUAACAGGCAGAAAGACACAAAGGCUUCUGCUGAGAAAGUAGAGUGAAAAACGUUUUUACUCGCCCUAAUUUUAAUCAGUUGGUUUUUAAAGUAUUCGAGAUGAAGUCAUUGGAUUUAUGUAGUGCCCUUCCCUGCGAACUUCUGAGAAUUCCUGUACAUCGUCUUGUUCAUAGCCAGCGUUUGCCCUCGGGGCAACACUUCCCACCUCCUUUUCCAGAGUUUGUUAGCAAAUUCACAGAUUAGGUGAGGCUUAAAGUAUAAGUAGUUUAAAAUUUCUGAUUCCCAAAUAUAAUACAUUUAAGGAUAUUUUAGGAAAUAUAUAGUGUUUACCGAGAACUUCCCUAAAAGCAGAAGAGGCAGUUUGGAAACAUGAAAGUAAUUUUCUCUUGUUUUCAAGGAGGUGUAUUUUUUGGGGGAAAGUAAAUAAAGCCCCUACACGCAUUCUAUGUUUUAUUUUGUUUCCGUAAUAGCCAAGUAUUAAUCUUCUAAAAACCACCCAGCAGUAAAUGACAGAGAAGGAAGUUACUGCAGGAGAGGCUAACGACUCUGUGAAUCACAGCAGGAAUGUGAAAUAUUAAUUAUGGUUAGACGUUUCUCUCACUGAUUCUCCUGCCACACACAUGGACCGGAGGUAUUUUCGUUUCGGGAGGUCCCUGGGGAAAUAGGGUGCACUGUGUCUUCGCUUGCUUUGCGUGCUGUGCGUGACUCUCUUCCAACACUAGAGGGGGCCUCAGAUUUAGAGAAACAGAAAGGACCUUUCCUAUCGGGUGUGUGGUUCACUUCGCCGUCUGUAGGGCCAUCCUCUGGCUCUGGAACUUCACCAGUACCAAUCAGAAUCCUGUGCCACGGCGAGCUCCUGAGCGGUCUGUUACGUCUGCUGCUCCACAGGGCAGGCCGGUGGCCGGCGCCCCCCGUCGCGUUGUGGUUUGGGUUUCGAGGGGCAUACGUUGCCCGUACCUUCAUGGGUCUGAAAAGUGGGAACAUGUGAAAUUCUACCACCUUUUUGUGGUCCUUCAGCAACAGCCAUCUCGCGCGUAAGGGUCAUUUCAUGAAUGGAAAGGUCCUGUCCGGGUCGGCGAGUUGAGCGUCCGCGCAGCAG